AUGACCGCUUUGUGUCUCUCCUCAGUCCCUUCAAUGAACAGCGUGCGUUAGGUGCAGAGAAUGGCUCACGAGUUUGACCCAGUAUUAAGCCUGGACCCCGAGUCCCACCCUCAUCUGGACGACCUCCCGAUGUACGCGGACGAAGUGGAUCACAUCGAAUGGGAAGAGACCGCAGACGAGCUGCCCAGUCGCUAUCUCCUGGUCUACAACAUCAAACCCUUUAAGGAGCGGAAGCGGCGAGUGUUUUUGCAGGGGGUGCCAGUGACCGUCCAGGUGGAGGGCAUCGAACGUCAUCUGCGCGGGUUUAAGGUUCGUCCCAGCACAGUCUACAUGAUGAGGGUGUCGCACGGAGACUUCACUUGGACCCUGAAGAAGAAAUUCAAACAUUUCGAAGAGUUGCAUCGAGACCUGAUGAGGCACCGGUUCAAAGUCCGGGUCAUCCAGCAACCAUUAGCCAGGUGUGUCCUCAUCACCGGGUCGUACAGUUGCAGAAGAGGCCGUUUGGCCCAUCGAGUCAGUACCGACCUAUCGACAAUGGCCUUCCUGGAUGUUAGUGAGCUGUCCUUCAUUCCAGAUUUGGGGCCCAAAGGCCUGGAGGCGAUGAUUGUGAAGCGAUCCGGGGGUCACCGAAUUCCUGGUCUAAACUGCUGCGGGCGACAUAAAGUCUGCUAUCAGUGGUCAAAGAGGUGGAUUGUCAUAAAGGAUUCUUUCCUUCUGUACAUGAGGCCUUCGAACGGGAUCAUCUCCUUUGUGCUUCUGUUUGACAAGGGGUUCAACGUCCAAGUUGGUAGCAAGGAAACAGGCACGAAAUAUGGAGUGAUGAUUGAAAAUCUGUCCAGGACUCUGAUCAUUAAAUGCAGCAGCUAUAGGCAGGCCUGUUGGUGGAAACAGGAGAUAACUAAUCUGGCUGAGAGACACGCCCAGGAUUUCCUAACCGAGCACCGCUUCGACUCCUUUGUCCCCGCUCGACACGACAUCCAGACGCGAUGGUUUGUGAAUGGCAGUGAAUACUUCUCUGCUGUCGCUGAUGCUUUGGAGCAAGCCAAGGAAGACAUUUUCAUUGCGGAUUGGUGGCUGAGUCCCGAGAUCCACCUCAAGAGACCUGCCAGGAGCAACUACUGGAGACUGGACAGGCUUCUGAAGCGUAAGGCAGAACAGGGUGUGAAGAUAUUUGUGCUGUUGUAUAAAGAGGUGGAGCUUGCCUUGGGCAUUAACAGCGGAUACAGCAAGCGAACGUUGACAGCGCUGCACUCAAAUAUCACGGUGAUGAGGCACCCGGAUCAUGUCUCCUCCACAGUGUUGCUCUGGGCCCACCAUGAGAAACUGGUCGUCAUCGAUCAAUCGUUGGCCUUCCUGGGAGGGUUGGACCUGGCCUACGGCAGGUGGGACGACCAGGACUAUCGCCUGACCGACCUGGAAGCUCCCCAAUCUCAGCCGGUUUGUAAUCACAGCGAAGAGGAGCGUCUUGAGGAACCUGAGGAGGAGAAGGGAAUACCACUCGAGGAGGUGAAGGAAUGGCGUUCUCGCUGCCGGGCUGACUCAACAGACUGUAACGCGGCUGGGCAAUUCUGGCUUGGAAAAGACUAUUGUAACUUCAUUCAGAAGGACUGGGUUGAGCUGGACAAGCCUUUUGAAGACUUCAUUGACCGAAGUGCGACCCCUCGUAUGCCGUGGCGUGAUAUCGGUGUGGUUGUCCAUGGUGGGGCAGCACGGGACGUGGCAAGGCAUUUCAUACAGCGAUGGAACUUCACCAAGACCGUGAAGCCAAAGUACAAACCUUCCUGCUUCCCUUACCUGCUGCCGAAAUCUCACACCACAGCCGACAAUCUUCCAUUCCUCAUCCCGGGCUGUGUCCCAGCUAACGUUCAGGUUCUCCGGUCAGUGGAAUGCUGGUCUGCAGGUUCCAGUGAAAACUCCAUCUACAACGCGUACUUAGAUGUGAUUCGUGACAGUCAGUAUUUCAUAUACAUUGAGAAUCAGUUCUUCAUCACCUGUGCUGAUGAUCGCAGUGUCUACAACCAGAUUGGAGAUGUUAUCGUGGAGCGAAUCCUCAAAGCCCACAGUGCAAAGAGGACAUACCGUGUGUACAUUGUCAUUCCGCUGUUACCCGGCUUCCAGGGAGAUGUGUCGACCGGAGGUGGGAAUUCCAUUCAGACUAUCCUGCACUUCACGUUCAGGUCCAUGUGCAGAGGUGAAUACUCCAUUGUUGAACGGUUAAAAAGACAGAUGGGGGAUGAGUGGGUGAACUACAUCUCGUUCAGUGGACUGAGGACUCACGGAGAACUCAACAACAGCCCAGUGUCGGAGCUCAUUUAUAUCCACAGUAAGAUGCUGAUUGCUGACGAUCGGCAAGUCAUCAUCGGUUCAGCAAACAUCAACGACCGAAGUUUGUUGGGGAAACGGGACAGCGAGAUGGCUGUUCUUGUGGAAGACACUGAGAUGGAGGAAUCUGUGAUGGAUGGUGAAGAAUACCAAGCUGGAAGAUUCGCCCGGCACCUUCGACUCCAGUGUUUCAAGGUUUUUAAGUGUCUCCCCUCGAAUUCUGCUCCAAGCUUGGUGGAGCUGCGAGAGUUUGUGUCUGCGCCCAGCCUCCUGACCCAGGAUCCUGAGAAAGUCCACGAGAAGCUGAGAGGUAUCCGUGGCUACCUCGUUCAGUUUCCCCUCUAUUUCCUGUGCGAGGAGUCUCUCCUUCCCCCGCUCAACAGUAAAGAAGGGAUGGUUCCAUUAGAGGUUUGGACUUGAUGAGGGUGGGAUGGCGUUUGGUUCUUGCUCCUGAGAAUUCAGGCUGGGACCUAUGGACCAAUCCUCACUCCCUUGUGAGUCUGAGCGUCGUGUUUCUAAGGGCCCAUUGUUGGUGGCCAAAUGAAAGAUUACCCACCCGGAGGGAGUGGACAAUAGAGUCAGUUCCAAGACGAUCGAUGGCAAUGAGUGACCGGAAAGGCUCCCUGUUGAGGAAUUGAGAGAUCUUUCAGCUCACUUUCGGCAGCUUCUAAAAACCAGCUUUUGGAAAAUCCUCAAUGUUGAUGCGACGGGGGCAAGGUUUUACAAAGUUUCAGCACAUCAGUCCGCACAACACUAGGAGGUCAAUUCAACCCAGAAGGCUUUGAACCACGAGGUGAUAGACUUUGUUCCUUUUGACGUUACCUCUGUUUCUGUUUGGCAUUACUUUUUGUAGUCACUUUUAUAACCGGCAGAUGUAAUCUUUUAAAGAGCCUCUUCAAUGGAAUCACACAGUCCCUGGAGAUCAGCACGCCCCUCAGAUAGUUUCACCAAACGCGUCACUUCCAGAGAGAAUGGACUUUGGGCAUCAAACUUUGGAUCUUUGGCCUGAUUUCCCAAGGGUGGUUAGAUUAUUAAAGGCCGUUGUUUUCCAA
This is a messenger RNA of Chiloscyllium plagiosum (whitespotted bambooshark), 3374 nucleotides long. The record is from RefSeq and is a predicted model, not a curated record. NCBI's taxonomy places the organism in Eukaryota, Metazoa, Chordata, Chondrichthyes, Orectolobiformes, Hemiscylliidae.